Closterium sp. Yama58-4 is the source of this 1698-nucleotide messenger RNA. NCBI's taxonomy places the organism in Eukaryota, Viridiplantae, Streptophyta, Zygnematophyceae, Desmidiales, Closteriaceae. The record is from the annotation of a GenBank genome assembly.
AUGGAAGAAGCUACUGAAUCGUGUGUUCCGCACCAUGACAAGGGUUGCUGCUCUCACAGCAACAUGUGGUAUCGUGUCAAGAAGCGGUAUAAGCUCUGUGAUUUUAGUGCUCUUCCCGACUACCUCCAAGACAACGAGUACAUUCAUGGAUAUUACCGAGCUAACUGGCCUCUUAAACACACCCUAUGGAGCAUCUUUCAUAUUCAUAACGAGACCGGAAAUAUCUGGACGCAUCUUAUGGGAUUUAUCCUCUUCCUGAACCUGACCAUCUACACAGCCCAGCAGUUCCCGAAGGUGGUUGAGAUCCCUCUGUCCCACCUCCAUUUUCCUGAAUCCUGGGUCAACGCCACUGACAGCAUUCAUGCACAUCUUCAGCACAUGGAACUUCCGGAUUUCCGUCCCAUAAGAGACGCGCUUACCUCCAUGGAGUUUCCGAAUCUCCAUGCCAUGUACAACUCCCUCCCACACGUCGAGCUCUCUGGAAUCUCUGGAAUCUCGACGUCCAUUUACGAGGCCAUGCCGCACGUUCCGAACAUGCACGAGAUGCAGAGCAUGCUCUCGGCAGUCAUGAAGUCGAAGCUACCAGACCUGGACACGACGAAGCUUCAGGCGAUGCUUCCUCACCUAGAGCUUCCGAAGCUGCAGCAGGUUCAGGCUGCUCUCCUGUGGUACUACGGCUGUGUCCAUCGCUACGCCAGCACGGCCUUGGAAUCCACGCCGGCGUUUCCCACCAGCCCGUUGUGGAAUGAUCAUAGCGUUUUUGGCAACUGCGUAACUGGUUCUGGGAAGACAUUGUCUUACGCGCCUAAGGUUUCUAUGCCUGCUCCUUUCAGUUUUCUAGCCAUUUCCUCCGUUCUGCUUCCGUGGUAUCCUAAACCUGCUCCAAACUUGCUUCUGAGUCAUCUGUUCUAUUUUCUCUCCCUUCUCCUCCUCCACAGAAACCAUUUUCCACUAACUCUCACCCCCACCCCAUCCCCCCCUUCCCUCUUUCCCUCCCCUCUUCCCCAUACACACUCCUCCCGGAAUUCCAUGGCUCUUCUGCAGUCACUUUCAGACAGCCCUUCGUUUCUGCUGAGAUCAGUGAAGACUGAGCGCACGAUUGCCAUGUGGCCAUUCUUUGUCUUCCUCACGGGCGCCAUGAUCUGCCUGCUCUCUAGCAGCACCUGCCACCUCCUGGGCUGCCAUUCCAAGAAGGUCUCUCAGAUCAUCUGGCGGUUUGACUACGCUGGGAUUGCCAUCCUCAUCUGCGCAUCCUUCUACCCGCCGGUCUACUACGGCUUCCUCUGCCACCCAUACGCGCAGCUCACCUACCUCGUCCUGAUCACCCUUGCUGGUUUGGGAACUGUAGCUGUCUCUCUUCUCCCUGCGUUUCAGAAACCUAAGUUUCGAGCCUUUCGUGCAGGGCUGUUCUUUGGACUGGGAGUCUCUGGUGUGGUUCCAUUCUUCCAUGGCAUGCUGCUUUACCACCAUGAGCCGUUUUUAGUGACAACUCUACUGUACGAGCUGCUAAUGGGGGCGUUGUACGGCAUCGGAGCUCUCUUUUAUGCCACCAGGAUUCCCGAGCGAUGGCUGCCUGGGAAGUUUGACAUUGCGGGACACAGCCAUCAGAUUUUCCAUGUCCUUGUGGUUGCUGGUGCGUACACGCACUACCAGGCUGCCUUGCGAUACCUGCAGUGGGUAGAUGGUCGUACGUGCUGA